Molecule: messenger RNA, 629 nt
Organism: Styela clava
Lineage: Eukaryota; Metazoa; Chordata; Ascidiacea; Stolidobranchia; Styelidae
Source: RefSeq, a predicted model, not a curated record
UGUAGCAUGAGUUUUUAUAUUGAUAAUGUAACUCCUUAGUCUGUUAGUAGACUCCGGUACAGGUACCGUAUUGAUGAUACUGCUGUACCGAGAUAAUGGAAUCACCUCUUGAUGCAACUCAACAUGAGGGAAAACAGUUUUUGCAAAAUGGAAUGGCUGAGUCUGUGUAUGUGCAAGGUAUUAAAAGGGCUCUGGGUGUUGGAGAGCUUUUAAACAAAAUCGCAAAAGCAGCAGAAUUAAAAAGACAAUAUUUGGAUCAGCUCAGAGCACGAAUAGAGGAGCGUGAAAGGAAUAAAUUAUACAUUAAAGAUUUGGACAAGAAGUUCACGAAUCCUUAUGGAUUUAAGCAAACUAAUUCCUCUCGAUCAUGGAUUAAAAAUAUAUUUGAAGAAGAGGAAACAAGCGAUGACGAAGAUGAUGUCACCGAGGAAGACUACAGAGAAAUGCUGAAACUUCAUAGGAAAAAAAAGGUAAUGAAAAUAAAAUGGGAAAAUGAACCUGCACUUGCAAAGUACAAAUACUACAGUUCUGAUUAUGUAACUAAUCGUGAUCUGUGGCCGUCACACAGAAAGAAUUUUAAAAAACAUUUAAUAAAGAAGAAAAAGAAAUCAAAGGAUUACAAAUAUUAA